Tremella mesenterica DSM 1558 is the source of this 324-nucleotide messenger RNA. RefSeq lists its product as uncharacterized. The transcript has 2 exons. The coding region runs from base 1 to 324 and encodes 107 amino acids. Lineage: Eukaryota; Fungi; Basidiomycota; Tremellomycetes; Tremellales; Tremellaceae. The record is from RefSeq and is a predicted model, not a curated record.
AUGGCACCUGUACCAUUACAAUUACCAUUACCAUUACCAUUACGAUUGUUCGGGGAAGCUCUGAUCAAGUCGAAAGGAAACCGUAUCGCCCGAGACCAAGCUAGACCUCGGACUGGACGUCUGAAACCCUGGGCUUUGGCGGUAGGCAAACAAAAAGCAUCAUCAGUCUCGAUCUUGACUGGACCCGUCUGGAACGACCUCGAUCUGCACGUGAUGGUGAUCGUGGAUCGAGGUUGUUGGUCCCAGGAGGAACAAGGAUCCAAUGGUCCAAAUGGUCAUGGACGACGACGACGACGACGACGUCGGCUGAGAUGUUCGGAUUGA